Pisolithus orientalis is the source of this 905-nucleotide messenger RNA. RefSeq names its product dienelactone hydrolase. The coding region runs from base 22 to 741 and encodes 239 amino acids. Lineage: Eukaryota; Fungi; Basidiomycota; Agaricomycetes; Boletales; Pisolithaceae. The transcript is spliced from 9 exons. The record is from RefSeq and is a predicted model, not a curated record. Gene Ontology annotation, molecular function: hydrolase activity.
CAGAUCAACGCACACAUCGAAAUGAGCUGCUGUGCCUCAGGACAUGAAUACCAGGGUUCGCCCGAAGGUAAAAUGGCACUCCAACCUGCCACACACGACCCCAAGAAGGCCUUGAUCCUCUUGACGGACAUGUUCGGCUUAACGCUGAGGAACAACUUGUUACUGGUUGAUGACUUCGCAAAGAAAGGCUACCUGACAAUUGCCCCUGACUAUUUGAAUGGCGACCCCGCGCCUCCGUAUGCUAUGAACAACCCAAACUUCACCUCAGACAUGGUGAAAGCUUGGGUUCAAAAACACCUGCCUCCUGUGACCCGUCCCCCCGUCGACAAGGUGGUGCAGGGGCUGAGAGACCGGGGUGUGACCAGGAUUGCAGUCACUGGCUACUGUUUCGGCGGUCGUUACGCGAUCGAUCUCGCGUGCGAUAGGGUAGCAGACGUUGUUAUAGUUUCCCACCCUUCGCAGCUUGUGAUUCCGACAGACUUUGAGACAUUGGUACAGAAAGCCAAAGCGCCGCUCCUCCUUGAAAUGGGCGACAAAGACGUCGAGAUGCCUGUACAAAAGCAAGAACAAAUCGACGCCAUCCUUGGUGACGGCAAGUACGCUCCCGGGUAUAAACGCGAGUGCUGGCCCGGGUGCUCCCACGGAUUCGCGGUCAGGGGAGAUCCCCUUGUCCCCCAAGAAUUCGAUGGCAAAAAGGGGUCAUUCGAUAGCAGUGUUGCAUGGUUGCGGAAGUAUUUCUGAAGUGAUCUGUCCCUAGCAUUGUUAAUGUUCUAGGAGACAAUUUUUUGCGAAUUGUACUUGUAUGCGCAAAGGUCGUACGUGGAAAGUAGGCACUACGUCUCGAGAUUUCAUGUCGAUUGAUUUUCAAACCUGGCAUCACGCCCACUGAUCAGGACAGGUGGAUG